UUGAGAGCUGAGGGCGGGAGGGAGGGAGGAGUAAGAGGCUGGGUAACUCAGUAUGCCCUCAACCUUCGUGGUGUGAGGACGUGUGCCAAGGAGGGUUCUGUGUUGCCCCGCCCUCCGCGCUCGCUCUCGAUACAAAACUUCGUACGCUCCAAGAACACGAAUGCUAUUGGUUCUGAAGGCAAGACCGAGGCAAAUUACGUAUAAAAUAAGUCAUUCACACAUACGUACUGCAUAAUAAGUGGUGAAUUUUACGAGUUUUAGUCUGUUUUUGUUCAGUCGCGUCGUUAAACUUUUGUGAAAGAGACGAUUGUGGUGGAAGAGGACGAGGAAAAAUAAACCGCAGUAAACAUUUGAAUUAGUGAAGAAAAAUAUUUACGAAACACAAAAUAAAGAGAAAAUAUGUAACAAAGCAAAUAAAAAAAGACAAGAAUGCAAUGAAGAACGAUAGUGAAAUGUGUUAAACUGUUUGAGAAGAAAAAAAAAGGAAAAAGAUAAUUAAAUAAGGAGACGUGGAAAAGUUUAAAAAGACUGAAAAGACUUGGACUGAUACACGGAAACUUAACUGAGAGAGAGAGAGAGAGAGAGAGAGAGAGAGAGAGAGAGAGAGAGAGAGAGAGAGAGAGAGAGAGAGAGAGAGAGAGAGAGAGAGAGAGAGAGAGAGAGAGAGAGAAAUUCACUUGCUUCAUUUCUAACGUGUGUGUGUGUGUGUGUGUGUGUGUGUGUGUGUGUGUGUGUGUGUGUGUGUGUGUGUGUGUGUGUGUGUGUGUGUGUGUGUGUGUGUGUGUGUGUGUGUGUGUGUGUGUGUGUGUGUGUGUGUGUGUGUGUGUGUGUGUGUGCGUGCGCGCGCGCGCGCGCGCGCGUUUAUACCUGCCUGUUUGCUUAUCUACUUUGCAUAAACGAAUUAAUAAAUCAGUAAACAAAUAGCCAAACAAAUUCCAGUACAAAAAAAAACUAACAAUUGAGCGAAAAAAAAUAAAAAGAAACUAAGAAAAAGGAGAAAGGCGGGCAGUGAAAAAAAUAAAAUAAAAAGGCUCACGAAGUUUCAUGAAAUAUGCAAAAAGAAUAUACCGGAAUUAGAGGAAAUAUUGUACGUUGUUGAUUAUCAGCCAUAAAUUUUAUCCACAUAUUUAUUCAAGGCAGCGAGGAGAAUAUCGGCUUUUUUUCUUUCCGACUUUAUCAGUUUUUUUUUACACGGAAAUUUUGCUGCUGGGGGGAAAAAAAUAAUUAAAUAAGAAUGGAGAUCCGGUGAGAGAGAGAGAGAGAGAGAGAGAGAGAGAGAGAGAGAGAGAGAGAGAGAGAGAGAGAGAGAGAGAGAGAGAGAGAGAGAGAGAGAGAGAGAGAGAGAGAGAGAGAGAGAGAGAGAGAGAGACUAAAAAAACUAACGUGCACAACGACAUAGACAAAACAGAAUUACGAAAUCACUAUCAAACAUCCAGACAGACAGACAAACACACACAGACAGAAAUACCGCCAUGUGUUUUGCGUGUGACCAAAAAAACAAAAAAAUAAAGAAACAAACGGCUGUGCAAACCUAAUGAAAUUCAAGGUAAAAGAUAAAACAAAGGGAAAACAGGGAAAAAAAUAUAAGGCUGAAAAUGGAGGUGAAAUAAAAUGGUAACUAGAGAAGAGAGAAAAAGUGAAAAAAGUCAAACAAUACAAGAGAACGCAGUUAAGCCAAACAUUUAUAACUAAAGUGAAACAGUUGGACCAAAAAUUGACUAACAGAUGUAAGAAUAAAUAAAAAAAAAAAAAUCGGUGCCACAGAAAUAAAAGCGAAGAAAAAAAAUAAACGAUACUAAAAAUACAUACUACAAUAAGCCAAUCCUGUCACACGCUAAACUAUAAAUAACAAAAGAACCAUACAUUCACCCAUCCACACAUACACACACACACACGUAUCCAACCCUCAAAAAAGAAAGCUGAAAAAAGAAAACGGACCCUGUGAACCGUAAGGGGAGACCAAACAAGAUCGAAGAAAACAAACAAGAUCGAAGAAAACGAGAGGUGUUUUUGCUCCCUGCGAAAAAAGAACCUAAUUUAUUGAACCGACUCCCACCGCCACUUCUUAACCUCCUGAGGAAGAGAAGAGGAGGUCCGCUGGGCUCACGAAUAGCCCUCUCACACUCUACAGGAGGGAGAGCGAGAGGAGGGAGCACCAUGGGAGAGCCUGCGCGAGGUCAAGUGAUGGUGAUGGUGGUGGUGGUGAUGGUGAUGCUGACCAGAUGUGCCGUGGGAAGUCCCGAGCCAGGCUGGAAGGAGCAGACAGACUGGAAGGAGGAAGCGGAUCGCAACGGACCACCUCGGCGAGGCCCUCACCUCCUCCCAGGGCUGCCAACCAACAUCUCCGUGACUGCGGGAAGGUUGGCGACCCUGCCCUGCCGAGUGGCCAACCUGAAGGGGCGUUCGGUGUCGUGGAUCAGACAUGAGGACCUGAAGGUGCUGGCCACGGACGGGAACACCUUCACCACCGACAUACGCCUGCAGGUGCGGGCGUGGCGUACAGGCGCGGUGUGGGCGUGGGACUUGGAGAUCCACGAGGCAACCCUGGGGGACGCCGGUGUUUACGAGUGCCAGGUGAACACGCGGCCGAAGAUAUCACACCUGGUGACUCUACACGUGCACAUGGGGGGGGCGGUGAUCCCUGGGCCCCCGGAAGUGUACGUGGAGGCGGGAUCGCGUCUGCUCCUCACGUGCUGGGUACAGGCGCCCCCCGCCCUCCCGGCCCCAUCACCUGGCUGCACGACAUGGAGCCCAUCAACGCCAACGGAGGAAGGGGCGGGGUGAGCCUCCACGUGGCACAGGAGGGAGCCAAGGCCAGCGCCAGACUCUCCCUGACCAGCGUGACGGCUCAGGACGCGGGGAACUACACCUGCCAGCCGGAAAGCCUCGAGCCAGCGCAGGUCACUGUCUUCGUACUGCAAGACGAGGAGCCGCGGGCCAUGCACCACGACGGGGCGCCCGGAAAGAGUGCAGGGGGAUGCCACGCGCUGCCCUUGCUGCUGGCACUGCUCAGCCUCACCCUUAGAUGAUGGCACUCCACCACCUCCUCCACCUCCACCUCCACCUCCACCUCCACCUCCCCCACCACAGUCGCCUACACCUCUAAAAUUUCACCUACAGCGUCUCCACCACAAUUAUUAUAGAUUAUAACGUGUACAUCAAUCAUUAUCUCCUCCUCCUCCUCCUCCUCCUCCUCCAUUAACUCCUUUCCACUAAGAAGGAAGAAAAUUAUAAAAAUAGGCAAACUUUUGAUCCAGUAUAACAAGAAUGCAUUCUCUCUCUCUCUCUCUCUCUCUCUCUCUCUCUCUCUCUCUCUCUCUCUCUCUCUCUCUCUCUCUCUCUCUCUCUCUCUAA
Scylla paramamosain (green mud crab) is the source of this 3354-nucleotide messenger RNA. RefSeq names its product hemicentin-1-like. Gene Ontology annotation, biological process: synapse organization. The transcript is spliced from 8 exons. The record is from RefSeq and is a predicted model, not a curated record. The coding region runs from base 2158 to 2784 and encodes 208 amino acids. Gene Ontology annotation, cellular component: neuron projection membrane. NCBI's taxonomy places the organism in Eukaryota, Metazoa, Arthropoda, Malacostraca, Decapoda, Portunidae.